Pygocentrus nattereri (red-bellied piranha) is the source of this 1667-nucleotide messenger RNA. RefSeq names its product ADP-ribosylation factor-like 11 (gene arl11). The transcript has a single exon. Bases 167 to 697 code for a protein of 176 amino acids. Gene Ontology annotation, cellular component: cytoplasm. The record is from RefSeq and is a predicted model, not a curated record. NCBI's taxonomy places the organism in Eukaryota, Metazoa, Chordata, Actinopteri, Characiformes, Serrasalmidae. Gene Ontology annotation, biological process: vesicle-mediated transport; intracellular protein transport. Gene Ontology annotation, molecular function: GTP binding; GTPase activity.
CUGUAGCGCUUGCUGUCACUUCUGUUUCAUCUGCUUUGUACAUUGUUUUCCAGCGUUGACCACAGGACAAGUUAUUUUAUUUGUUGCAAAUUCUUCUGACAAGGAAUGACCUCUACUUCAAACAAAACACUUUAUUCACACGACAACAAGCUAGAAGGAGAAUAAAAUGGGGCACAUGCUAUCAAAAAAGUUCCUCAAGACUCAGCAGGUGGUUCUAAUGGGCCUGGAUUCAGCUGGGAAAUCCACAUUACUCUACAGGAUCCAGCGAGGGGUCGUCAUGCAAACCUCACCCACCGUAGGCUUCAAUGUGUUGACCUUGGAACUGGACAAGAAGACGGUGUUUACCGUCUGGGACAUAGGUGGGCAGGGGAGCAUGAGAGCCUACUGGAAGUAUUACUUGGAGAACUGCGAGGCUCUGGUGUUUGUGGUGGACGCUAGUGACCGUGCUAGAAUGGAAGAGGCCAAGACAGCUCUGAAGAAAGUCCUGUCUGACCACAACAUGACAGACAUUCCUUUGAUGGUCCUGGCCAACAAAUCAGACCUGCCAGACGCAAUGACAGUCAGCGAGGUGUCCAAGCAGCUGGAUAUGGAUAGCUACAAGAACGGGGUUUGGGAGAUCCAAGCAUGCAGUGCUUUGAAAGGACUAGGACUCCAGCAGGCUUUUCAGUCUGUGGCCAAACUGAUUCAGAACAACUGAGAGUGACAAGGUUGAAAACUAGAGAGGGAUAGUUUGGUACUGAAGCAUUAAUACUUAAGUAUCAAUAUUUUAUUAAUGUUAUAUUACAGUACUUAAUCUCUUUAAUCAUUGGCUAAUUAUUUAGGAAUUAAUCAAAGGACAUAGUGUUCAGCAACUACUAUGAAUUAUUCAAUCACUUCUGUGCAACUAAUGUAUGUAUUAAGGAGCAGAAGUUUAGGCUCAUAUAUGAAGAGUUCAGAGUAUCAGUCUUGUUAAUGGCUUUGGGAUACAAGAAUUUGUGUUAAUCACAUUAUUAAUUAUCAACCUAUUCUUUCUUCAAAACCAUGCUGAAAUGGAUUUAAAUAUAUAGGCAAGACAGUGGUUGGACACCCAAGAACCUUUUUACUUUAUAUUUAAUUAUUUCAAGCUAAUGACAAUGAAAAAUCAUUGAAAUGGGGUAUAAAUAUAGAAGCAGAGACAGAAGACUGGAUGAGAGCUAAACCACACCUUAUUGUUUUGUAUGUAAACUGACAAAAACAGGGAAAUGUAGAGGAAAAACAUGCAAUCAUCUUCAAAGACACCUUUUAAACUGACUGACCGCAGUGUAUUGAGAUGAAGCACCAAAAAGAUACGUUUUAUGAGGGUAAGAUUUAUUUAAUUAAGCCACAACUGAAAUUUACUUUGCAAAUACUGCUCUGAACAGCCAAGAACUUCAUGGCUUGACUAUGCUGACUGACUACCCGAGUGAACUGUCUUAUUACCGGAUAAUACCAUUAUGCAAACUAAAUGUAUUAAUAAUGAAAAGUGAGAUUAUAAAAUUGUAUGACUAAGUUUCGCUUUAUUGUAUUAAUACCUUUUGUGUGGAGGGAGUGCCGCAGACACAUUUGACCUAGUGGGUGUGUCUCAGAUGCCACCUUCAUUGCUGAUUAAUACUUUUGAUUCAAUAUAGAAAUGAACAGCAAGUACGAAAUAAACAGAAAUGAGCAGUAAA